Coffea eugenioides is the source of this 483-nucleotide messenger RNA. RefSeq names its product trans-resveratrol di-O-methyltransferase-like. NCBI's taxonomy places the organism in Eukaryota, Viridiplantae, Streptophyta, Magnoliopsida, Gentianales, Rubiaceae. The record is from RefSeq and is a predicted model, not a curated record. Gene Ontology annotation, biological process: methylation. The transcript has a single exon. Bases 1 to 483 code for a protein of 160 amino acids. Gene Ontology annotation, molecular function: protein dimerization activity; O-methyltransferase activity; S-adenosylmethionine-dependent methyltransferase activity.
AUGGAAAAGGCUGAGAAUUUAGGUGAGCUUAUUGAAGCUCAAACUCAUGUGUGGAAUGCAAUGUUCCACUUCAAGAAAUCCGCAUAUCUAAAAUGUGUCGUUGAAUUGGGAAUCCCAGAUGUGAUCAGGAAUCAUGGGAAGCCCAUCACACUUUCUGACCUGAUUUCUGUCAUCCCAAUCCACCCUUCUAAAUCUGCCCACAUUUUUCGCUUAAUGCGAUUCUUGGCUAAUUCUGGAUUCUUUGUUGAAAACCCUCAAGGCUAUGCACUCACCCCUGCAGGUCAGCUUCUUUUGAAAGACGAGCCAUUCAAUGUACGGGCACACAUUUUUCUAUCAUGUGACCCUGCCUUGUUGAAGCCCUGGAAUCUCUUGACCGAGUGGUUCCAGAAUGAUGGUCCCUCUCCAUUUGAUACUGCAUAUGGGAAUAAUCUCUGGGAUUACAGCGCUCGAGAAGUUCGAUUUGGAAACAAUAAAUGGCUGUAG